This is a messenger RNA of Aspergillus alliaceus, 8151 nucleotides long. RefSeq names its product alpha-1,3-glucan synthase Ags1 (gene ags1). Gene Ontology annotation, cellular component: fungal-type cell wall. Lineage: Eukaryota; Fungi; Ascomycota; Eurotiomycetes; Eurotiales; Aspergillaceae. Gene Ontology annotation, biological process: fungal-type cell wall (1->3)-alpha-glucan biosynthetic process. Bases 603 to 7922 code for a protein of 2439 amino acids. The transcript has 6 exons. Gene Ontology annotation, molecular function: alpha-1,3-glucan synthase activity. The record is from RefSeq and is a predicted model, not a curated record.
CCCAAACCUCCUCGUCGUCCUAACUGAUAGGGGACAAUAGUCGUCUCUUAGUGAGCUGGCACUUUUGAGCAAUACAUCUGAGCCUUGUUUUAUUAUUAGCAGACACGAGACGUCUCUGUUACAUUUGAUCCACUAUCGCUAAUGUUCAUGAAAUCCUGCCAGCCUUUUAUUGCUGAGGCUCAAGACGUCUGCUAGUCACUUAGGUUGCUUUCAUUCAUCUUUUCUUUUUUUUUUUUUACCCUUUCUCCUUCUUUGACUCCCCUCAAGUUUUGUAUUAUUUUUUGCCCGAUUGUUUUUUGUUUCGUUUGGUUUGGCUUUCUCUCGCUUUCCUCCCUCUCUCGCACUUCCAACACAAUAGAUUCCAUUCGUUGAAGACCGAUCUGCUCGUUAUCUGAUGUCUAUCGCUCGUUAUCAGUAUACCCGACAUCAUUGACCGAGCAGUUUGGUGGAAACAGCACAACCCAGUCCUUGUGACGGUAUCUAUUGACACAACUGGAAGAAUUAUAUGAUUGUAUCAUAGCGGACAGUUUCUCUUGUUUCCUUUGACAAGCAUCUGUCUCGCCUACUGCCCACUCGGGCGUGCCCGACGUCUACGACCCAUUAUGAAGUGGGCUUUCUCCAGUACCUUGUUGGCGCUUUUCGCAACAACAGCAACCGCCUGGCCUUACGAUGAAGCCUUAACCAGGUACAAUCUUAACGAGAAUAAAUCCGCCACCAAUCCGGCGCAAUAUUGGGGAGAAUGGCCGAAACACAAGGGGGAAUACUUCCCGUCUCCGAAAAAUUGGCGCGCUCCGACAUACACCCUGUUUAUGGAUCGCUUCGUCAACGGUGAUCCAACAAAUGACAACAUUAAUGGAACCCUCUUUGAACAUGAUAUCUCUUCGACCCAGAUGCGCCAUGGUGGCGAUGUCGCCGGUCUCCUGGAUACCUUGGAUUAUCUUCAGGGUAUGGGGAUUAAGACCCUGUAUCUCGCAGGUACUAUUUUGAUGAACCAGCCUUGGGGUUCGGAUGGUUAUUCCGCCUUGGAUACAACCCUUUUGGACCAACAUUUUGGUGAUAUCCAAGCUUGGCGCGACGCUAUCACGGAAAUCCACAAGCGCGGGAUGUAUGUCAUUUUUGAUAACACAAUUGCUACGAUGGGUGACCUUAUCGGUUUCGAGGGCCAUCUGAAUGACACCACCCCGUUUUCGACUGGAGAACAUAAGGCGCUUUGGAAGUCCAACCGUCGCUAUGUGGAUUUCGAUAUCGGAAACGAGUAUAACAAAACUUGCGAUUAUCCUCGUUUCUGGUUCGAAGACGGUUAUCCAGUCAAUCAGUCCUCCAUCUCAUCACUCGUGGGUUGCUACGACAGUGAUUUUGAUCAGUAUGGUGAUAUUGAGGCUUUCGGUGUGUUCCCCGAUUGGCAACGCCAGUUGGCGAAGUUCGCCUCCGUCCAGGAUCGUCUGCGAGAGUGGCACCCCUCGGUUCGGGAGCGGCUGAUCCGUCAUUCGUGUAUGAUCAUCUACUCGCUGGAUAUCGACGGUUUCCGCUACGAUAAGGCGACUCAGUCGACCGUGGACGCGCUGGGAGAUAUGUCCAUGGCUUACCGCGAGUGCGCCCGUGCUGUCGGGAAGGAAAAUUUCUUCAUUUCGGGUGAAAUCACUGGUGGUAACACGUUUGGUUCGAUCUAUCUGGGCCGCGGCAGACAGCCUAAUCAGUAUCCCAAGACGACGGAGGAGGCCAUGAAAAUGACCAACGAGUCUGAGUCUCAGUAUUUCCUGCGGGAAGCUGGCCACGAGGCGAUCGAUGCUGCUGCCUUCCACUAUUCGACUUAUCGUGCAUUGACCCGGUUCUUGGGUAUGGACGGUAACUUAGCUGCCGGUUACGACGUGCCCGUUGACUGGGUGGAUGCGUGGAAUCUGAUGCUGCAAUCGAAUGAUCUGAUCAACCCGAACACGGGCAAGUUUGACCCCCGCCACAUGUUCGGUGCCACCAACCAGGAUGUUUUCCGUUGGCCAACGGUUGAAAAGGGAGUUGAAAGGCAGUUGCUGGCAUUAUUUGUCACUACUCUUGUUUUGCCUGGUAUUCCCCUGCUUCUCUGGGGUGAGGAACAGGCAUUCUAUAUUUUGGAUGCGACGGCAUCCAAUUAUAUCUAUGGUCGUCAGGCAAUGUCGCCUGCAACGGCCUGGAGGGACCACGGCUGCUUUUCUUUGCAAUCUUCCCAGUACUAUCAGUGGCCGAUCAAGGCUGGUCGCGAAGGUUGCCAUGACCCAACUGCCGCCUACGAUCAUCGCGAUCCCUCCCACCCGGUGCGCAACAUCAUCAAGCACAUGUACCAGAUGCGCGAAGACUUCCCAGUCUUGAAUGAUGGUUAUUCGAUCCAGAAACUUUCCAACAUGACCGAGGAGGUCUUUUAUACUGGUUCCAACGGUACCGCGACGGAGACUGGUUUGUGGUCUCUCCUCCGUGAUGUCAAUGCGGAUGUGCAGGAUCUAGGCUCCGAUGCGAAUAACCAGCCUGUUUGGCUCGUCUACCACAACACCAACCGUACCGUUGACUUCAAGUUUAACUGCAAGGACAAUAAAACCGCUCUGAUCGCCCCCUUCGCCACCGGCACUAAGGUCAGGAAUCUGUUCUACCCGUAUGACGAACAAACCUUGAUCGAGGGCCCCGUCAAGCUCGGCCUCAACGGAUCUACCGCCUUGAACGGCUGCCUCGCUAACUUGACUUUGGACGCCUAUGAGUUCCGCGCCUACGUUCCCAGUACCCGUCACUCCAAGCCUCGGCCCAUGAUCACAAAGUUUACUCCUGGCCAUGACUACCCUGUUCAAUCUACUGUCGAACCGAAUCUCGACGAAAAUGUGAAAAUCGAGUUGUAUUUCUCGGAAGAGAUGAAGUGCGAGUCUGUGACUAAAUCGAUCUCGUUCAACUCUUCCACGGAAAGUAGAAAGAUCCCCACCAUUGAUGAGAAGAGUGCCAAGUGCGAGAAGAUCACCGCCAGCAACACCUCUUGGACCGGUCAGCUCCCUAGUAUGUUCAAGUGGACGGCGACUCUGACGGGAGUCUACAACGGAAUCCACCGAAUGACGGUUAAUAACGCGACCAAUAAAGAUGGAACCGCCUCCACGAAUGCCGUUGACCACUUCCUCCUCCGUAUUGGACAAGUUGACAAUCCUAUGGUGUUUUCCACUGCCAAUUAUUCUAGUAGUUUGCUCCACGAGGAAUCGAAUGGUACCUUGUUCAUCCAGCACCACGCCGCAGGAGCUGAUAUGUUUCGGUAUUCCACAAACUGGGGAACCACCUUCUCGCCGUGGAAGGAGUACAAGGGUGGCAAUGAAACCAUCGACGUUCUGGAGUGGUCGGGGACCAAGAAGCAGAAAUGGAAGGGACACCAUGUGCGCGUUGAGUACUGGAGUAGGUGGACCGGUAGCAGUGACUACGUUCAGGAAGGCGAUUCAGGCUUAGAUGGGCAUCCGCCGCGACGCUUCCCCCACAUCUUCUUUAACGGCCCUUACAACCAGUACGGAUAUGACGGUGGUUUGGAUAACGUGGUGAGACAAGAUCACAAAGACGGAAUCUGGAAAUACCACUUCACUCAUGAAUGGCCCGCGCAAGCUCAGCUGAACAUCUGGGGCAUGAACCCCGACGGAAAGCCGGACCAGAGCUGGGUCCUGGGAGACGCUGAUAAUGACUCCGUCUUGGAUCGGAUGCCCCCCUCUUCGUUGUCUGCGACUCUGAUCAAUAUCACCGAACACCCACCCCAUCCCUACCUGGCAUGGAAUAUCUACAUCAACGAUGCCACCAUGAGGUUCCAGCUCUUCCCCGUUGGACACCAGAACACGCAGAUCGCCAUGUUUGUUCUGUUCUGGAUUAUUCCCGUCUUUACCGGUGCGUUGUGCGUGUGGCUCUUCAUGAAGUCUUUCUAUAAAGUCAAGUUCAACCAGAUCGGUGUGAGCGAGAAGCACACCAUGAUCCCCCUGGCUUUGCGCAGAAAGUUCAAGAGGAAUCGGGGUGGCGAUGAGGAAAAGAUGAACCCGUUGAUGCGUCUCGCCAACAAGUCCGGAUUUCUGCAGACCAACACUGCCAUUGGUGGUGGUGCUGGCGGCAAGAGGCGCAUGGUUCUCAUCGCAACUAUGGAAUACGAUAUCGAGGAUUGGAAGAUUAAGAUCAAAAUCGGUGGUCUUGGUGUCAUGGCCCAACUCAUGGGUAAAACCCUUGGUCAUCAAGACCUGAUUUGGGUCGUCCCUUGUGUCGGCGGUGUCGACUACCCAGUAGACAGACCUGCAGAGCCCAUGCACGUCACCAUUCUUGGUAACUCUUAUGAAGUCCAGGUCCAGUACCACACCUUGAACAAUAUCACCUACGUUCUGCUAGACGCCCCUGUCUUUCGACAGCAAUCCAAGUCAGAACCCUACCCGGCCCGUAUGGACGAUCUCAACAGUGCUAUUUACUACUCCGCUUGGAAUCAGUGUAUUGCCGAGGCCUGCAAGCGAUUCCCGAUUGAUCUCUACCAUAUCAACGAUUACCACGGCUCCCUGGCUCCUCUCUAUCUUCUCCCCGAUACUAUUCCUGCUUGUCUGUCUCUGCACAACGCUGAAUUCCAGGGUCUCUGGCCCAUGCGUACGCAGAAAGAAAAGGAGGAGGUGUGCUCCGUGUUCAACCUAGAUAUUGAGACUGUCAGACGUUAUGUGCAGUUCGGCGAGGUUUUCAACUUGCUUCACUCGGGUGCUAGUUAUCUACGUGUCCACCAGCAGGGUUUCGGUGCCGUCGGUGUGUCCAAGAAGUACGGAAAGCGGUCCUACGCUCGCUACCCCAUUUUCUGGGGUUUGAGAAAGGUUGGCAACCUACCGAACCCUGAUCCUUCAGAUGUUGGAGAAUGGAGUAAGGAAAAGGCUGCUGGCAACACUGACGAGGUUCGCGUGGACCCUGAAUUUGAAGCUAGCAGAGCAGAUCUUAAACGCCAAGCCCAGGAAUGGGCCGGACUUGAUGUCAACCCGGAAGCUGAUCUACUCGUCUUCGUCGGUCGUUGGUCCAUGCAGAAAGGAGUUGAUCUGAUUGCUGAUGUGAUGCCCGCCGUUCUUGAAGCCCGCCCUAACGUGCAGGUCAUUUGUGUUGGACCCGUUAUUGAUCUUUACGGUAAAUUCGCCGCCCUGAAGCUGGACCAUAUGAUGAAGGUUUACCCUGGACGUGUGUUCUCGAGACCUGAAUUUACCGCGCUGCCACCCUAUAUCUUCUCCGGUGCUGAAUUCGCGCUUAUUCCCUCUCGUGACGAGCCCUUCGGUCUAGUUGCAGUCGAGUUCGGUCGUAAGGGAGCGUUGGGUAUUGGUGCACGUGUCGGUGGUCUUGGACAAAUGCCUGGCUGGUGGUAUAACGUCGAAUCUACUGCCACAUCACAUUUGCUUUACCAGUUCAAGCUUGCUAUCGAUGCGGCGCUGAACUCAAAGCAAGAAACCCGAGCCAUGAUGCGUGCCAGAUCUGCCAAACAGCGAUUCCCCGUCGCCCAGUGGGUUGAGGAUCUGGAGAUCUUGCAAACUACGGCAAUUCAGGUACACAACAAGGAACUAGUUAAGCACAAUGGCCGGCCUUUUACUCCAACUGGAACCCAUACUCCUAAUGGCCUUAUGACGCAGCCUGCGAGCCCACUCAUGCCGCCGGGUAUGCAGACUCCGGGUACGCAAACUCCUCUUGCCCAUUCUAGGGAGAGCAGUUACUCGAACCUCAACCGCCUGAGUGAAUAUGUUACCCAGCCCAAGACCAGCUAUAGCAGAGACCCCAGCCCCAGUGGUACGGAAAAGCCAAAAUCAGGACUCCAACGCCAGCUUUCGCUUGGUGUUCGCUCCGGUCCUGGUCAUCAAAGCCGUCGUGGUCGCCCUCGCAAUCGCGACAGCAUCCCAGAGCACGAGGAUACCCAUGAAUCCCUUGAAGCUCACGGUGGCGCCAUCACUGAUGUCGAGGAAGAAAGCAGUGACGACGAUAUUAUCAAUUCUUAUGCGGACGACGAAUACACUCUUACUCCAGCGCAGGUCGAAGAAGGCCGCCGGUUACAGGCCCAACAACAACAAGGAGGUAUUCGAAUGCCGUUGAGUCCUGGCGGCGCCAGGCGUUACAGUCAAGACUCUCUGCAUCCCAGAUCCGCCCAACCACCCCCAAGUCCCGGAACGCCUCCAACCGCUUCCCAGACACUCCUUCCUCCCCCCAAGCUCCUUGACCCCGGUAGCCGCCUCAGUAGCGCGUCUGUUCUCUCCCUUGAUUCUGUCGUGGGUGGAAAGAAGGACUUCAAGCUGCAGAAGGUCGAUCCCUUCUUCACGGAUAGUACUGGUGAAUAUUAUAAGGCUUUCGACAAGAGACUUGAUGAACUCAAUGGAUCAAACUCGGAAUCGCAACUGUGCAUUGAAGAGUAUUUGAUUAAGAGUGAAAAGGAAUGGUUCGACAAGUUCCGCGAUGCCAGACUCGGUCGCAGCAAAUCACCGACGCCCUCCGUGUACCGUGACAAGCAUGGUGCAUCUCCCAUCGGCUCGUUCUACGAUGAUAAUGGUUCUCGCAUGAGUGGUAGCGAUGGUCAACGCUCCAAUGACACUGAAGAUGACGAGUUCCUCCUCGGAAAGGACUAUGUUCCUCCCACCGGUCUCAAGAAGUGGAUGCAAAUCCGCAUCGGUGACUGGCCCAUCUACUCCCUGUUCCUCGCUCUGGGUCAAAUCAUCGCUGCCAACUCGUACCAGAUCACCCUACUGACGGGUGAGGUCGGUCAGACUGCGGAAAAAUUGUACGGAAUUGCAACCACAUACCUGAUCACAUCGAUCCUGUGGUGGCUUUGCUUCCGCUACUUCAAAUCCGUCGUCUGUCUGUCUGCGCCCUGGUUCUUGUAUGCCAUUGCCUUCAUCUUUAUCGGUUCUGCGCAUUUCGAGAGCAACUCGUUUACUCGCGGUUGGAUUCAGAACGUCGGCAGUGGAUUCUACGCCGCGGGAUCGUCCAGUGGUUCUCUGUUCUUUGCGCUGAACUUCGGUGACGAAGGUGGUGCCCCUGUCGAAACAUGGAUCUUCCGUGCGUGCCUCAUCCAGGGCAUCCAGUCCGCUUAUGUUAUCGCUCUCUGGUAUUGGGGUUCUACUCUAUCCCAGGCACAAAGCGAGGGUAUGUUGACUCCGACAAACAGUAUCUCCAACUCCUGGAAGAUGAGCGCCAUCUGUUACCCGAUUGCCUUCGCUCUUAUCCUCAUUGGUUUGCUCAUGUCCUUUGGUCUGCCCAACUACUAUCGUCAAACUCCCGGAAAGGUCGCCUCCUUCUACAAGUCCGUGUUCCGCCGUAAGAUUGUUCUCUGGAACUUCGUCGCGGUCAUCCUCACGAACUUCUUCCUGAGCGCGCCAUACGGCCGCAACUGGCAAUUCCUCUGGACAUCCCAGCACGCCCAUCACUGGCAAAUCGUCAUUCUCUGUGUCGUCUUCUACGGCUUCGUAUGGGCAGGUUUCCUAUUCGUCGUCGCCCGUUUCUUCAAUUCCCACAGUUGGUUCCUCCCCGUGCUCGCCUGUGGCCUCGGAGCCCCCCGCUGGGCCCAGAUCUGGUGGGGCGUCUCCGGAAUCGGCUACUACCUCCCCUGGGUAGCAGGAGGGUACACCGGCGGGGCGCUCGUCUCGCGCAGUAUCUGGCUCUGGCUAGGCGUGCUCGACUCCAUCCAGGGUCUGGGCUUCGGUAUCAUCCUCCUCCAAACCCUCACCCGCAUGCACAUGCUCUUCGCCCUCAUCUGCUCCCAAGUCCUCGGUUCUAUCGCUACGAUCUGCGCCAGAGCCUUCGCCCCUAAUAACGUGGGCCCGGGACCUAUUUCCCCGGAUCCUACCUUUGGUGGUAGUGCCGUGGCUAAUGCCUGGUUUUGGGUGGCUUUGUUCUGUCAGCUGUUGGUCUGUGCCGGUUACAUACUCUUCUUCCGGAAAGAACAGCUUGCUAAGCCUUAAGGGAUGGGAUGGCCCUAUGGCUAUGCUUAACGGGGCGGUGUUGUGAUGUGAUGUGGUGUUGGUUAUGAUUACCACUGAAUGUAUACUUAGUCCAGCGUUCUUUCCUUUGGCUUCUGGAUAUCACUGUCUAUCUUAAUAUAAUUCCUUUGUAUAUAGAUGACCUCAAUCUGAAUUGCUCAGAUCUAUGAUUUAUGGGAUUGGUUAGAUUGUUGUCAUAGAGAUUCUUGAU